This is a messenger RNA of Trametes versicolor FP-101664 SS1, 228 nucleotides long. RefSeq lists its product as uncharacterized. The record is from RefSeq and is a predicted model, not a curated record. The transcript is spliced from 2 exons. NCBI's taxonomy places the organism in Eukaryota, Fungi, Basidiomycota, Agaricomycetes, Polyporales, Polyporaceae. The annotation marks the transcript as partial. Gene Ontology annotation, molecular function: heme binding; iron ion binding; oxidoreductase activity, acting on paired donors, with incorporation or reduction of molecular oxygen.
CCACCGGGUCCCAGAGGAUGGCUGUUUAUUGGGAACUGGUUUGAGAUGCCUGCGUUCAAGCCUUGGUUGGGAUUUCGAGACAUGCGCGCGAAAUAUGGUGACAUGGUGUAUCUGCGGAUCUUGAACCAACAUAUACUCGUCGUCGGGAGCGCACAGCUUGCGACAGAGCUUCUCGAGAAACGUUCGGCGAACACUUCGGACAGACCCCCGGAUGUGGCUCUCGAGCUG